GCAUGGUUGGGGCAGAGAGGGAGGGACCAGGCAGAGCAGAGGAGGGAGAAAAGGCUCCGAAGGGGAAGCGAGAGAGACCGAGCAGCGCAGGACCCCGUCGCUCUCUUUCAUUCGCACCAUCCCUCCAUCCUUUCUCUGCGGGAGCAAAACUCCGCGCGGGAGGGCCCCGAUCCGCAGGAGAGGCGACGCAGCAGCAGCAGCAGCAGCAGCAGCGCCCUUGCUCUUGGCUCCGGAGGCUGCUCGCUUCCUCCGAGGGAGCCGAGAGUCCCACCUGCGCGCAGCGCCUCCGUCUCCGCCUGCCGGCCGGUCUCCCGCCGCUGCUGCCGCUCCCGCCGCCGGACAAGCCCGCCCCAAAAUGCCCAACUUCUCCGGCAACUGGAAGAUGAAGAGCUCGGAGAACUUCGAGGAGCUGCUGAAGGCUCUGGGCGUCAAUGUCAUGCUCCGCAAGAUCGCUGUGGCUGCCGCCUCCAAGCCGGCCGUGGAGAUCAAGCAGGACGGGGAGUCCUUCUACAUCAAGACCUCGACCACCGUCCGCACCACCGAGAUCAGCUUCAAGAUUGGGGAAGAGUUCGAGGAGCAGACGGUGGACGGGAGACCCUGCAAGAGUUUGGCCAAGUGGGAAAGCAACAACAAGAUGGUCUGUGAGCAGCGAUUGCUGAAAGGCGACGGCCCCAAGACAGGCUGGUCCAGGGAGAUGACCAACGAUGGGGAGCUCAUUCUGACCAUGAUGGCCGACGAUGUUGUCUGCACAAGGAUUUACGUCCGGGAGUGAGCGAGGCCUGCUUGUGGGGUGGCGGUUGGAUUUGGGGAGGCAGGGGCAGCAGGGUCCAAUGGGCAGGGAUCUUCCACUCUGGGUCAUGGCAGCCCCCCCGUGCCUGCCCUCCCCAUCACCCUUUCGCUCUCUGCCCAUGCUCAGAGAGUGCUACAUGCAGAAAGACUUAAGCAGAGCAGCUGGCUCUUCAUCACAUUCCCUCCGGCCUGAGAGGGGCAGGGGGCGGAUAAAGCAGGCUCUGUCCUUGUGAUGCCCCCCCCCCGCCCCAUCAGAGCAGCCUUUCCCCCUCCCUCCAGUCUCUUCUGGGGUCCAGCCUCCCUUUGUCUGCUAAGGGUCCGUGACCCCCACCCCUUCCAGCCUGCCGCCCUGGGCAUUGCAGACAGAGAACCCCCUUGUUUCAGAAUCCGGUCGUGGGAUUUGGGAACAGACUGGGGGGAGGUGUGUGUGUGCCAGAGUCCCCCUGCCCUCUCUUUUCCU
Molecule: messenger RNA, 1249 nt
Organism: Podarcis raffonei (Aeolian wall lizard)
Lineage: Eukaryota; Metazoa; Chordata; Lepidosauria; Squamata; Lacertidae
Gene: CRABP2
Product: cellular retinoic acid binding protein 2
Exons: 4
Coding region: 356-772 (138 amino acids)
Biological process (GO): fatty acid transport
Cellular component (GO): nucleus; cytosol
Molecular function (GO): fatty acid binding
Source: RefSeq, a predicted model, not a curated record